Molecule: messenger RNA, 1137 nt
Organism: Xyrichtys novacula (pearly razorfish)
Lineage: Eukaryota; Metazoa; Chordata; Actinopteri; Labriformes; Labridae
Source: the annotation of a GenBank genome assembly
AUGGCGUCCCCGUCUGAACUCUGUGUUUCUCCCACAGGUCAACAGGAUCAAAAAUUCAUUUCACCUGCCAGCUACUCCGGAGAGGUGUUUUUCUCCGACACAUCCUCCCCAUCCUCUCCAUAUCCAACCGGGGCUUCCAUCUUCGUUUCUCCUCCCUUCUCCAGCACUCUCAAACAUUCCCGCAGCUGGAGCGCCCUUUCCCCACAAGGCCUCCAGCCCCGCGGCGGCGGCGGCGGCGGCCGGGGCUUGAGCUCGGUGGAGGAGAUUGGCGAGUGGGCGGACAAGGAGGUAAAGAGGCCCACUCAUGCCUCCCUCGAGCAUUUGAACUUUUACAAGAGGACCAGACCCACAAGAGACUCCAGAGAGCUAAGCAGCCCAAAGAAACCAGGGGAGACUUUUCCUAAAGCCAAAGAGCAACAACAACACAGUCCCAAAAAGACGGAGAGUCCGGCACAGGACCAAGCACCGAGCAGGAGGAGACCGUCCCAGAAACAGGCAAACACGCGAUCCACCAGCCCCAGGAAACCCGGACUACAGCAGGUACCCUCAACCCUGCAGCGCACAGACCAACAACAACAACAAGGACCUCCAAGGAGAUCCAAAGACUCGUCCAGCCGAGAGAGUUUGGAUCAGGAUAAGAGAAACAGCAAAGGAGGGACAAUCGAGAUCAGACGACCCACUCAAGCGAGGGAGGGCGAGGGGAGGGCCGACAGAACAAGGUCUGUCCGGGAGCAAGUAAGUCCUCAAAGAAGGAUGGUGGGGGACCGGAAUCCUCCCAACGCCGUGAGACAAACGGAGAAAGGUACGAGUAAAGACAUGAGGCAGAGAGACGCCAACGGGAGGAGCAGAUCUACAGAGGACAGGAGCGCAAGGAGGGAGACCAUGAGCAAGAGAGAGUCCCUGCUGUCCUUCAAAGACAUGUUGACCAGGAAGGGCUCGGUGGUUUCGCCCAGAGGAACUGAAGACACGAACCUUUUCUCCAAAGACGCUGGUGUGAGGCAGGACUUUGUGGCCUCUGUAAACAGUUUUCCAGGGACCCCGCAGAGUCCAAAGGGACCUCUUAGCCCUGGCCCGUGGAAAGUGCCCAGCUCAGCCAAAAUCCUCUCGGAGGCAGAAGUCUUUCGUGACCCUUUGUGA